Notodromas monacha is the source of this 656-nucleotide messenger RNA. The record is from the annotation of a GenBank genome assembly. Lineage: Eukaryota; Metazoa; Arthropoda; Ostracoda; Podocopida; Cyprididae.
AUGAAUGCAGAUCCCAGAUAUUUCGGGAUGUUUACACUGACGGAAAAAUUGCGUGACGGGUUUCAGACUACGGAGUUGGAGAAGCGGUUCAAGUCACAAAAAUACCUGAAUGCCCAGGAGAGAGAAACCCUCGCCAAGGCUGUGAACCUGACGCCCACGCAAGUAAAAAUCUGGUUCCAGAAUCAUCGCUACAAGAAAAAGCGCAUCAACGAACCGGGUCAUGUUAAGAAAGAAACAGAAUAUUUCCAGGACUCAUCCAACGUGAAUACCAACCAGCAACUCCGGCGAUUGCCAUUGCUCGCCCAAGAUCGCCCCAUAGCCUUAUACCAAGUCUCGUCACUUCCGAGCCCGAUGGACUUCGGGCCUCUCGCUCAGCUGGGAUCCGCGGGCAUGCAGCCCGCCCUACCCAUCCCAGGCAGCCCUCUCGCGGCACCCGGCCACCAGACCGCCAGAUGGUGAUCCCUGCAAGGCAAUCAUUUUGUUUUUUUGUGAUAUCACGCCUAGUAAACCCCCAUUCACUACUCAACUACUGAGCCCUUUUUUCUCUUGUCCCAUGAACCUUUUUUUUUUCGAUCGCAGCAGUGUUUCGCCACCCGCGUCGUCUCACGUAGUGGAGCAAUAAAAUUUGUCAAUUAGAUUUGGUAAUUAAACUACCG